UAAAGUUGUGCACUAACUCCCCACAGUGUCUUUUACUACCACAAUGAUUUACAACUACAUAAUCAUAUGAAGUUACUGCUCUGCAAUCCUUACACGUAUAAUAAACAGUCAUAGUGGUGACAGUAUGAUAAUUUCUUUUCUUUCUCGUUGAUUUAAUGGCAAGAUUUUAAAACUACACAAACUGCUAAAUACUAUGACUGCCUUGUUUUUGUUUUGUUUUUACUCUGUGGAGGGUAUCAAAUGAUUUGUUUUAUUUUCGCCUUCUUGCAGCGAAGCCUAUUUGGGUGGAGAAGCUGAAAUCUGUGAUAGUGACGACUGGAAAGACUGCUGAGUUCAAGUGUGUGGCAAGGUCGGCUGUAGGGGAGCAGGACCGUCCGCUGGUACAGUGGUUCCUGAACGGCAAACCUCUAAAUGCUGGAAUAACAGGGAAAAUAGAAGUGUCUGGAACAAAACUUACUGUCAGUGGCGUCCGUAAACCAUACGAUCUCAUGAAUGUCCAGUGUAACGUGUCCAACAGCAUUGGUUAUCAGCUGGCAGAUGCUUUCCUUAACGUCAUAGACCAAACCAAACUGGACGUGAGGCCCCAACCAAAGUAUGUCGUUGACCCUGGCAAGGUGUUGGAGGUGCCUAUUAUGGCUGUCGCCGACCCUCUCUAUCACAGGCUUCUUACCUACAGGUGGUCUAAGGUGAAGGGUGGUCAGGCAGUUAGUAAAAACCCUGCUGAUCCUGUCUACGUGGAUGUGUCAAACACACUGAUCAUCAACGCGACGGGGUUUGAUCGAGAUCAGGCCUUCCUGGAGAUCCUGGGCAAUUACAGCUGUCUGGUGUCUAUGGGGCUGGAGAAAGGCGAAGGUGACGUGGUAGUCUAUACCCACAUCUCGUCUGAUGAGGAAGAAGCAAAAGCAGAACCUCCUAAAAUCAACAGUGGAUUUUUAAAGAAGAUAUUUUUUUGGGAUGUAACCGAUUCAAAAACAUUAGAUUGUACAGCUGAUGGAAUCCCUGCUGUAGAGUAUGAGUGGCAUCGGAAUGGUGUGAAGAUCGUUGAACAGCCCGGUUCUGUAGAAGUCAGCGGCGGGAGGCUACAGCUGUUGAGGCCCACUCUCAAUGAUGAGGGCUUUUAUCAAUGCUUCGCCAGUAAUGCGCACGGAAAAUCCAUGUCUACUGUUGUGGAAAUUCAGAAGGCUCAGUUACUCGACUAUAAAACACUUCCGGUUGCGAAUAUUGGGACGCAUGAUGUUGGUUCUCACGUGACCUUAACCUGUCGUGACCAACCAAUGAGCGUGCCCACUGCCGUCUAUGAUUGGUUCAUUGGCAAGUCUGAAGCUAUCAUAACUGGAGGUCGAAUCGUCAUUGAUCAAGUAGGAGAUCUACAUUUCAUCAAUGUGGAAAUGGGUGAUGAGUUGGCUGGAGAAAAAACGUACAACUGCUCCCUCUACAAUGUGGUUGCUCAGCUCAGGGUCUCUGGUAGCCCCACCAAAUUUAAAGUCAACCCAGGUAUGGUUUCUGCACAAAAUAGAAUGCGUGCCUAG
This is a messenger RNA of Liolophura sinensis, 1529 nucleotides long. Its product is annotated as contactin-2-like. NCBI's taxonomy places the organism in Eukaryota, Metazoa, Mollusca, Polyplacophora, Chitonida, Chitonidae. The coding region runs from base 489 to 1529 and encodes 346 amino acids. Gene Ontology annotation, biological process: cell-cell adhesion. The transcript is spliced from 7 exons. The record is from RefSeq and is a predicted model, not a curated record.